GCCAUAGAGGUGCUCGCCAUGGCUGAGUUUGGAGAUCUUUUAAGUGCUCUGGGGGAGUUUGGGCUGUAUCAGAAACUGCUGAUCCUGCUCCUCUCCCUCCCACUACUUCUCAAUCCUUUCCAAAUGAUUGCACAAGUGUUCAUGGUUGUGGAAGUGCCUCACCACUGUGACACCAGCUGGAUCCGCGCCGUCGGCCCCAACCUGACCGAGGAAGAGCAGCUGAACCUCACCCUGCCCCGGGGCGUCGACGGGGAGUUUGAGCAGUGCUCCAUGUACUCCCCGGUGGACUGGGACCUCGACUCCAUCAUGGCCUACGGCCUGAAUGACACACAGAAGUGCAGCAGUGGCUGGGUGUACCCCUCAGAACAGCCACCGUCCCUGCUGACCGAGUUUGACCUGGUGUGUGACAGGGCAGUCCUGAAUAACGUCUCCCAGUCCAUCUACAUGGCUGGGCUUCUCAUAGGAGCCACGAUCUUUGGGAUCCUAAGUGACAGGAUAGGCAGGCGGCCAGUCCUGCUCAUCUGCAUCCUCAUCCAGAGUGUGUUUGGCCUGGGAAUUGCCUUUGUGCCCCAUUUCUAUGUAUACACGGCCUUCAGGUGUGUCGUGGCAGCGGCGGUGUCAGGAAUUAUGAUUACUGUGGUGUCCCUGGCUACAGAAUGGGUUGGUGUCUCCUACCGGCCAAAGGCAGUGCUGAUUGCUCACACAGCUUUUGCCAUCGGGCAGAUGACGGUGGCUGGCUUGAGUUACGGAAUUCGCAACUGGAGGCUGCUGGAAAUCACAGGAUCUGCUCCUAUGUUUGCCCUUUUCUUCUACAUCUGGGUGCUCCCAGAGUCAGCUCGCUGGCUGGUGACCAAAGGCAGAAUCGAGGAAGCCAAGAAGGUCCUGCAGAAGGCGGCAGCCACCAACAAGCGCAGCCUCCCGCCAGGGCUCCUGGAGCAGUUGAAGCCUGAGCAAGACGUCAAAUCUGGAAGUUUCCUGGAUCUCUUUCGGAAGAAGGACCUGCGGAAGGUGACUUUAAUCAUGUUAUGUGUCUGGUUUGCAGACAGCAUUGUCUACUAUGGGCUGAGCCUCAGUGUGACAGAUUUUGGUCUGGACAUCUACCUGACACAGCUGGCCUUUGGGGCAGUGGAGCUUCCAGCUCGAAUUUCCUGCAUUUUCCUGCUGGAGUGGUUUGGGAGGAAGAAAGUGCAGGGCAUUCUCCUGCUGCUGGCUGGCCUGAUGUGUCUCAUCCUCACUGGCAUCCCUGAAGACCAGCCCACGGCAAUCACCGUCCUGGCCAUCAUCGGCAAGCUCACAGCCACAGCCACUUUCUCCACCUCCUAUGUCUAUGCCGCUGAGCUCUUCCCCACGAUCGUCAGGCAGACAGGCGUGGGGCUGUGCUCGACUAUGGCAAGAGUGGCCGGGAUCCUGGCCCCGCUGAUCAUCCCUCUGGACCAGUACCACCGGGCCAUCCCCAUGGCCAUCUUUGGGAGCAUCCCUGUGGUGGUGUCCCUGUUCUGCAUCCUGCUGCCCGAGACCCAAGGCGUUGACCUGGCAGAUGACACAGGGAAGGACCAACCUCCAGAUGGGGAGCAGAGACUGGAGAGUUUUUCUGAGACACCAGGGAGGAUGACAGGGACUUUGAGAAGGAUGUCUGCAGAUGCUCAGAGGGCGAGCGAUGACUGGACAGGCACCUACCAAUGAUCUAGUCCGAUUCCAUUGCUCUUGAAACAGACCAGCGAAGCAUUGCUGCCUGGAAACUGGUCUUUCAGAUGAUGAACACAAUAUCCACAGUCACAGGGAGUGGAGAUUUGUGUCACUCUGCCUUUGGAACAGAUGCACUUCUUUCCAAGUGUCCCUGAAACCCAGUUUGGUCAUGCCUGGCUGGCCUCCCAGUGUGUUCCCCAGUCCUUUGUAAGCUGGUACCCGUGGAACCUCCCUGUCAUGUUUUACAGCAAUAAAGAAUUGCCAGUAGAGUGGCCGUACUGGGCAAAAGCGGGCGCUGGGCUUGUCCCUCCUGCACUAAAUCCCUUGGGUCGUCGGGCUGCGCGUCGGCCCAAGCCUCGAUCUUUGAUCAGGAUGUCACUGCACCCCUGUACACACGUAUUUAGCUUUUCUUUCCAUGUGGUGUUGAAGUUGAGUUUCUACAUGAAUAAUAUAAAUUAUGCUCUGAGUUUGAUAAGAGACACUUGUAAUGCAAUAUGUGAAUAAUAAAUGGUGUUGACUCUUUUUUUUUUUUUUUUCCUACUGUUUCACA
Molecule: messenger RNA, 2236 nt
Organism: Corvus hawaiiensis (hawaiian crow)
Lineage: Eukaryota; Metazoa; Chordata; Aves; Passeriformes; Corvidae
Product: solute carrier family 22 member 13-like
Exons: 10
Coding region: 19-1683 (554 amino acids)
Biological process (GO): transmembrane transport
Cellular component (GO): membrane
Molecular function (GO): transmembrane transporter activity
Source: RefSeq, a predicted model, not a curated record